This is a messenger RNA of Puccinia graminis f. sp. tritici CRL 75-36-700-3, 1041 nucleotides long. RefSeq lists its product as uncharacterized. NCBI's taxonomy places the organism in Eukaryota, Fungi, Basidiomycota, Pucciniomycetes, Pucciniales, Pucciniaceae. Bases 1 to 1041 code for a protein of 346 amino acids. The record is from RefSeq and is a predicted model, not a curated record. The transcript has 2 exons.
AUGACCACCCUCUUCCUCCUUGAUGGUAGUGGCUGCAAAGGCCAAUUAGAUAAGAAAAGAACUUUUGUGCAAUCUCGUAAACCAAAGGAAGACAAGAUCCAGGCAGCUGAGAAGGUAGUCGAUGGUUUUGAUUCAUAUGAACAUGGCAAGGUUGUCCUACUCAAUAUAUCCAAUAGCAAUGAGGUGAUUGCCGUCAUCAAAUUCACCCCGAUCGAAAACCUCACCCCAGCCGAAAAGGAAGGUAUCAACUUCGUAACCAAAUUCCUCCACCAAUCUAAGAAAUUUGUGAAUCCCGUUGGUCCCUCUCGAUCUUGGGCCGGGAGGAUGUGGGCGGUUGGCUGGCGUAAGUGUAUGAAAGCACUCGAGGUACUUGGACGUUACAUGAAGCUUCCAGCGGUCCACAAAUCACCGAUAGAGUAUUCUUCUGUCGUCAAGACAUCCACAAAGGUUUCCAAUAUCCUUGGAGGCCUGUUCAGUGCCUUUGCUAAUAUCCCCUUCAACGCCAACCGAGUAAUGAUGCAAAACAACAAAAUUCCAUCUUUCGAUUCGCCCGAGUUCAAUGAUGAACUCUUGGAGUUUCAAUGUGCACCACACAUUACUUUUACAAGCCAUGGCUUCUUCAACCAUUCUCACGCUGACAAGAAUGAUGCAUCAGAGUAUGCUUUUGCAAUGUUUGUUCCAACAAAGAAGAAGGACAGCACUUUAGCGGAUCCAUCAACUGGUUACGAUGUAUCGGGUGGACGGUUAGUUUUCCCUGAUUACUGCCUCUGUAUCAAUUUCAAGCAGAGGGGUAUAGUUAAAUUGGUGUGGGCUGCAAAGGCUGUAAGACAUUGCACAAUGCCAGCUAUCGAGUCAAAGCUGUUCACCCGGAUGGAAAUGUCUUUGCAAAUUCCAAAGAAAACCUCACGUAUUUGCCGCGACAUCAAGAACGGGUUAAUCUACAUCAGGAAGGCUGGUAUAUCAAAGAAGCACGUUCACUUUGGUGGUCACCGUUUCUACAUGAAAAACACAAAGAUUGCAAAGAAAAAAUCUAAUAGAUAG